UUGACAUAUUGACAGAAGCGAAUAAUAAUCAGUCACGUAGAAUUUUUGAAUUUGCUAAAAUGUUUAAAUAAUUCAAGUACUUAAUAAAAGAUAAUGAAUACAAGUCAACAAUGAGUAGGUUCACUCUAAUUAUUUUCCUUUUAAUUUGGGAAGUCACCGUACAAAAUGAUAUUAAAGGAUUUGAUGACACUAUAUUGUACAGUAUAAAUUGGGCAACAGAGUUACUGCAAGAUGAAGCAACUUCUGGAGAAUCUAUAAUUGUAACUUCAGCUCACCAAGAAAAAUACAAGUGUAUAUUACCCACUACUGCCGAAGAAAAAGCCCAACUAGAAGAAAACUAUGAUGGACCAACAGCUUUAGAAAUUUUAUCACCCUUAUUUUCUCACAAUCAUCCCUGUUCCUUUAGAUUAGAAUCUUAUUGGACCUAUCAGGUGUGCCAUGGUAGAAAAAUUCGCCAAUACCAUGAAGACAGAGAGGGCAAAACAAUGAGGCUACAAGAAUAUGUAAUAGGAAAGUGGGAUACUAAUUAUUAUGAAAUGUUACUAGAAAAAGCAAAGGAAGAUGAAAAAGACAAAAGUACACCACCUCCUGUUAAAAAAAUAGAUAAUAUUAACUUACCUUACUACGAAAUAGUGAUGGAAAAUGGUACUCAAUGUUCAUUGAAUAACAACAGACCUAGAAUGACAAAGGUGCUUUACGUAUGUUACAUUCAUGGCAAACAUGAAAUAUACUCUGUGGAUGAACCACAAAGUUGUGUUUAUGAAAUCAUUAUUUUAUCGCCACUUCUCUGUGCUCAUCCUAAAUAUAAACCUAAAGAGUCCGGGGAAAAUAAAAUCAGCUGUGCACCUAUAGAUGGCAGCUACAAAAUGCCUUACAGUUUAGCAAAGCAACAACAUGAUUCAGCUCUACUAAGAAAACAAUCUGAUUUAGAUAGAUUUAAAGUGGAACUUAUAAAAUUGGACAAAGAAGAACCAUUAGUUGAUUUAGAACCUAAAUUGUUAGAUACUGCACCUGUGGAAAAUUUUUUGAGAGGAAAGAAUUGCUUAACUGGUGGUACAGGUUGGUGGAAAUUUGAAUUUUGUUAUGGCAAGUCUGUGGAGCAGUACCAUGUUGAAAAAGAUGGUAGGAAAAAUUCUAUAAACCUAGGUAUAUUUGAUAAGAAAGCUCACUUAGAUUGGAUACAUGAAAAUCCCCAUAAACGUCCCAAACCUUUGGGUGAGAGAAAACAGCUGUCCCAUUUGUAUUCUUCUGGUUCCAUUUGUGAAAAAACUGGGAAGCCCAGACAAACUGAAGUUAAACUGAAAUGUUUACAAAAUGCGGCCAGCCCUAAUGCAGUUUCCCUGUAUUUACUUGAACCAAAGUUGUGUCAAUACAUUUUGGGGGUAGAGUCACCUUUAAUUUGUGAAAUUUUGUCUAGAGCUAAUUCUGAUGGGCUUGUAGAUAUAGAUGGCAGUGAUUUUAUAGAGACUGAAAAAACAGCUACAGUAAACAUAGGGUUGUGAGAGUGAGUAUUAACUUUAAAAUGGGACAGAAACAUUCCUAGUCAAUAUUUAUGAACUUUUGCAAUAUAAUCUAUGUUUUAACAUUAUUAUUUGUAAAUAAAGUAUAAUACCUUCCAACAUUAUUGUCUAUUAAAUCAC
Molecule: messenger RNA, 1640 nt
Organism: Psylliodes chrysocephalus
Lineage: Eukaryota; Metazoa; Arthropoda; Insecta; Coleoptera; Chrysomelidae
Source: the annotation of a GenBank genome assembly